This is a messenger RNA of Rhododendron vialii, 3091 nucleotides long. RefSeq names its product cytochrome b561, DM13 and DOMON domain-containing protein At5g54830. Lineage: Eukaryota; Viridiplantae; Streptophyta; Magnoliopsida; Ericales; Ericaceae. Gene Ontology annotation, molecular function: heme binding. The record is from RefSeq and is a predicted model, not a curated record. Gene Ontology annotation, biological process: cytochrome complex assembly. The transcript has a single exon. The coding region runs from base 136 to 2859 and encodes 907 amino acids.
UAAUCAGGUACUCUCUCUCUCUCGCUCUCUCUCUCCGCACACAUUUAGGAGUAAUAUACAAUUUCACACGAAAAAAUCACAACCAUUUCCGCACCCAAAAGUCCUCGACCCGACCCUGAUCCGUUAACUCGGAUCAUGGCAGGAGCUCCCCCCUUACUCCUCCUAGGGUUUCUCUUCCAUUGCUUCCUCUCCUGCCACGCUUGUCUCAACUCCACCAACACUUCCCUAACCAAUUUCCAAUCUGACUUCUUCAUGCUCCAACACCAACUCAGAGGCGUCUUCCAGUUGAUCGACGCCUGUUCCUUUAGGGUCACCCGAUUCGACAUGCUCCCCGGCUCCGACGUGCGAUGGUGGGGCUCCAUCGGCGACGAUUUCGCUAACUUAACCAACGGAUUCGUUAUAUCUGACAUGAAACUCAAUAGGACCUAUAAAAACGAUAGCUUUGUUGUUAACCUGAACAACAAUGUGAGUUGGGAUCAGAUCAGGGUGGUUUCCGUUUGGGACAUACCCACGGCAUCCGACUUUGGGUACGUUGUGUUGGUAAACGAUGCUAGAAAUGGGUCGGAAGAUUUUGCCCCAUCCCCUUCGCCAGCUGCUGUUGGCGGAGGAGGGGGGAACAACGGCUCAAGCAAUAGCUCGAGCGUUGUUGGGGUUUUUAAGGAGCCCACGAUGUUUGAGAAUUGCAAAGUGUUGUCGUCGAGUUAUAGGGUUAGGUGGACGUUGGAGGUGGAGGAGGGUUUGAUUGAUAUCGGCUUGGAGGCAGCCACGGGGAUUCAGAACUACAUGGCAUUUGGUUGGGCGAAUCCCAAUUUUACUUCCAAGCCCAUGCUUGGUGCUGAUGUAACGGUGACAGGGUUCGCGGAGGAUAAUGGCAUGUCAUUUGCUGAUGAUUUUUACAUCAGUCAGUAUAGUGAGUGUGUGAAAGAUGAAGAUGGCAAAGUGCAGGGGGUUUGUCCUGACUCGAUGUAUGAGGGAUCGAAUGCUGCUAAUACUUUGGUGAACAACUCUGUGUUGGUUUAUGGGCAUAGGAAAGAUGGGGUGUCGUUUGUCAGGUACCAGAGGCCGUUGAAUUCGGAUGACAAGAAGUUUGAUUUACCUGUGAAUCCGUUGGAUAACAUGACUGUGAUUUGGGCUAUGGGUUUGCUUAAGCCGCCAGAUAGUCUUCACCCUUACUAUCUCCCCGAAAACCAUGGCGGGACUUAUGGGUAUCUGACACUUAAUGUUUCGGAUCACGUGAAUGAUUGCUUAGGACCAUUGGAUGCCGAAGAUAAGGACGAUCAAGAUCUCAUCACUGCCGAUAGAAAUGCACCUCUUGUUGUUACUGUGGGCCCAGCUGUGUAUUAUCCGAAUCCCCCUAAUCCUUCUAAAGUUAUUUACAUCAACAAGAAAGAGGCGCCUGUUUUAAGGGUAGAAAGGGGGGUUCCUGUGAAGUUCUCAAUACAAGCAGGUCACGAUGUUGCAUUUUAUGUUACUUCUGACCCGCUUGGUGGAAAUGCAACUCUUAGAAAUAAGUCUGAGACUAUUUAUGCAGGGGGACCAGCAGCUGAAGGAGUCCCAGCCAGCCCUAUGGUCCUAAAUUGGGCACCGGACCGAAAUACCCCUGAUCAAGUUUACUAUCAAUCAGUGUUUACCGAGAAAAUGGGUUGGAAAAUUCAAGUGGUCGAUGGGGGUUUAUCAGAUAUGUAUAAUAACAGUGUUGUCUUGGAUGACCAGCAAGUUACUUUAUUUUGGACACUCUCAGAAAACUCAAUAUCUUUUGCAGCUAGGGGUGAGAAAAAGAGUAGUUAUCUAGCAAUAGGGUUUGGUAGUGGAAUGGUAAAUAGCUUUGCUUAUGUGGGUUGGGUUGAUGACGAUGGCAAAGGGCACGUUAACACAUAUUGGAUCGAUGCACAGGAAGCCUCAGGAAUACAUCCGACGUAUGAGAAUUUGACAUAUGUGAGAUGUAGAUCAGAAAAUGGAAUCAUGACUUUGGAGUUCACCCGUCCAUUGAAUCCAUCAUGCCAUGGGGGUGAAAGGCCUGAAUGUAAAAAUAUCAUUGACCCCACAACCCCUUUGAAAAUUAUAUGGGCCAUGGGUGCUAGAUGGUCAGAUGACAAUUUAAGUGAGAGAAACAUGCAUUCUGCAGCGAGUAGUAGGCCAGUUAGAGUGUUUCUUAAGCGUGGCUCAGCAGAAGCAUUGGAGGAUUUACGCCCCGUACUGGCGGUACACGGUUUUAUGAUGUUUCUUGCUUGGGGAAUUUUACUUCCAGGUGGAAUAUUAGCAGCUAGAUACUUGAAACAUGUUAAGGGUGAUGGAUGGUACCAGCUUCAUGUCUACUUGCAGUAUUCUGGAUUAGCAAUUGUUUUACUUGGGUUUCUAUUUGCUGUAGCUGAGCUCCAGGGCCUCCAUUUUGACUCAGUGCAUGUGAAGUUUGGAAUGGCCGCUAUUUUUUUGGCUUGUGUACAACCGGUGAAUGCAUACAUGAGACCUAAAAAGCCUGCCAACGGGGAGGAGGUUUCCUCGAAAAGGCUUGUUUGGGAGUACGCUCAUUUUAUUACCGGAAGAUCUGCCAUUGUUGUUGGAUUCGUUGCUCUUGUUACAGGAAUGAAGCAUUUAGGAGAUAGAUACGGUGGCGAGAACGUUCGUGGUCUCAAUUGGGCUUUGAUAGGUUGGUUCUUUAUUGGUGCUUUGUUGGUGAUAUAUCUGGAGAAUUGUGAAAAGAAGAGGAGGAGGGACACAGUUUUUGGAAGAAGCGACUGGGUGUUGGGUAAUAGCGAGGAGGAGGAUACAGAUCUUUUGAGCCCUAGUCGGGGAUUUGCAGAAAAAGAGUUGGAUUCAUCUGAUAGAAUGGAAGUUCAGCUAGAACCCAUGAGCAGAUAGGGAUCUUGUUUUUUACUUUAUUUUUGAUAUAUAGUUUGUUAAUGUAUCUUCAACAGUUUUGAGUUUCCUUUCCUUUGGCUUACACAGGAGAUAGUGAUUUUAAAUGCCUGAAAGGUUUGAGCUUUCAGCUGCCAAUCACUAUGUUUGCCUCCAGUGCUCAUCCUGGAAGCAAAUGUUCUACAUCUACUUUGUAUACUGGAUACAUUUAUUUGCAUAGUUGGAACUCUCUCUC